AUGAAGGGACGAGGCUUCUUCCGAAGGCUGACAAGUUAUGCUCGCUUGCUGGUAUAUGCCAAUCCCUCGAAAUUGGAUUAUGCUCUGCUGGUGGUAGGGACCAUUGCCUCCAUUGCAGCUGGCGUCCCUUUCCCGGUCCUAGGCAUUCUUUUUGGCGAGCUCAUCGACGACAUUAACUCAGCGACAUGCGCGGUCGAUCCAUCGGGCAGUCCAUCGUACCAGAAUGCUGUCAACGACAAGGUACUGACAGUGACCUAUAUCGGUCUCGGCCAGUUGUGUUUCAUAUACACAUACAUACUUUGCUGGAACUUGUCCGGCGAGCGACUGGCCCAGCGGUUGCGCGAGACAUACUUCCUGAGCCUGCUACGACAGGAGCCAUCAUUCUUCGACGACCUGCCGUCUGGGGAAGUUUCGUCGAGGUUGAACAAUGAGAUAACCACAAUCCAGGAUGGCACUUCGCAGAAGGUCGGCAUUGUGCUGCAAGCAUUGAGCUUCUUCGUUACUGCGUACGUGAUUGCUUUCAUCAAGGAUGCGAAACUGGGCGGAAUGCUCGUGUCGCUGGUGCCUGCCUUCAUGGCCAUGACACUGAUUGGCAGUUACUAUAUUGGCAAGUACUCAGGCGCUGCUUCCAAAUUCGUGGCGGCUUCGGCGAGCAUUGCGUCAGAGGCACUCUCCAACAUCCUCGUGGUACAUGCAUUUAAUGCAAAUACGAAGCUCGAAGCACGCUUCUCACAGAAGCUGAUCGGCGCGAAAGAGUCUGGUGUCAAGAAAGCUGUAGCGACAAGCAUACAGUCCGGAGUACUGUACUUCGUGGCGUACGCCGCAAAUGCGUUGGCAUUCUGGCAGGGUUCAAGGACGAUAGCUGCUGCAGUCGCAAACGGAAAUUCUGGAGCAACAGUAGGAACCACUUACACAGUCAUCUUCAUCCUCAUCGAUGCCACGCUUGUGCUGAGCAGUGUUGCUCCAUUCAUCCAAGUCUUCGGUGCGGCUCAGGCUGGGUUCUCGAAGCUGGAGGAACAUAUCGACCACAAAUCGAAGAUUGACGGGACAUCUGAUACAAUUGGAGUCAAGCUUGAGCGGGUGCACGGCGAUGUCGAGCUUCGGAACGUGUCCUUCACAUACCCAUCGCGACCUGACACGCAGGUUCUGAAGGAUGUGUCGUUGAUAUGCCCCGCAGGCAAGCAGACAGCCAUCAUCGGGCUCUCUGGUAGCGGAAAGUCCACCAUUGCAGCGCUUGUGACCCGCCUGUACGAUCCAGAGCGUGGUGCGGUAUACCUCGACGGGCAUGAUCUCACGCAGCUAAACGUCAAAUCCUUGCGCAGCCAUUUCAGUCUGGUGCAGCAAGAGCCAUCACUCCUCGAUCGGUCGAUACUUGAGAACAUCGCACACGGCCUGAUCAAUUCUCACAAACAUGCCCAUCUUCAUGCUACUCUUGUUGGACCCGCCUUGGCAGAUUUCGCGGCUGACUUGCGGCGUGGCAUGAGCAUGGAAGAGACUGCCAGACUGAGAGGCAAAGAAGUCGUCGAAAUCGUUGAUUUGGUGGUCGAUGCAGCAAAACUAGCUGACGCUGAUGGCUUUAUCAGACGAUUGCAAGCUGGGUACGGGACCACGACGGGCUCAAAGGGCCUCCUCAUCAGUGGUGGCCAAAAGCAACGCAUUUCGAUUGCGCGUGCCCUUGUCAAGGACCCAGCAGUACUUGUACUCGACGAAGCCACGGCAUCUCUUGACUCAGUGAGCGAGCUGAGAAUCCAAGCUGAUCUCGAGAAGGUCGCGGUCGGGAGAACCGUGAUAGUUAUCGCACAUAGAUUGUCCACGAUCCAGAACUCUGACAACAUCAUCGUAAUGAGGAAUGGUGGAGUCGUCGAACAGGGCUCUCACACAGUCUUGCUUGAGCAAGACGGCGCCUAUGCAGACUUGCUGAGACUGCAGAACCUCAGCAAAGAAGAUAUGAAAUCCUUGCACUCGUCUCGAUCGACGCUCACCCUCAACGAGGACAGUAGUGGGAAAGUGAAAGAGGUUGUCACGAAGAAGAAUAGUGCACCUAGUGAGGAUAACGAGUCUGACCCUCCUGCAGUCGAAGACAGAGUAAACUCCGACGAUGUAUCUGGCGGCCUCGGCAAGAGCCGGUCACUAUGGUCGAUCAUCAAAGCCCUAGCUCCGCUGUUCCGUCGGUACGUUAUCGUUCUUAUUUUGGCCUUCACGGCGGCUUUAGUGGUUGGCAGCACUUACUCGGCAUCGGCUCUGAUCUUCGGUAACACGGUCGGCGCACUCAGUCCCUGUGAAGAAGCUAGCAGCAUACGAUCAGCCGGCCGUUUCUUCGGCCUCAUGUUCUUCGUCUUGGCCUUGGUUGAGUUCUUUGCCAACAUUGUGAGCUGGUCGGGCUUUGGCUGGAUAGCUGAGAGAGUGCUUUUCAAGGUCAGAGUGCUCAUGUUCCGAACUCUGCUUGAGCAGGACCUGCAAUGGCAUCAGAGCGAGGGACGAAGUCCGCUCAUUCUGCUCAACUUCAUUACGAGAGAUGGUGGAUCCUUAGGAGGUUUGACAGGAUCCAUCAUUGGCACCAUCCUUUCAAUCCUCGUCAAUCUGGUUAUAGCUAUCAUUUUGACGCAUGUCGUUGCUUGGAAGAUAGCAAUUGUCUGCCUGGCUGGUGUACCGAUUAUUCUCGGCUUUGGGUAUAUGCAAUUGGUGGUGCUUGCUAGAUUCGAGGCUAAGCAUCAGGAAGCAUUUGCGAGGUCUGUGGGCAUCACUGUCGAAGCAGUCGAGCAGAUCAAGACUGUCGCCAUACAUGGACUUGAGGAGGAGACCGUGGGGAGUUAUCGAAGGUCGUUGCAGGGACCGAUUCGUGAGACCACCCGUCGCACUGCGUACGCAACCAUGUGGUUGGCACUUGCCAUUGGCUUCCCCACAUUCAUCUAUGCGCUUGCAUACUGGUGGGGGACGACGAGAAUCAUCGCCGGAGACUACGACCAAGUCCAGUUCUUCAUCGUCGUUCUGGCCUUGCUCAUGAGCGCCCAGCUUUGGGGUCAGAUGUUCGCACUCGCCCCAGAUGUCUCGAGAGCGAAAGCUGCAGUGAGCAGGAUCCUGAAUCUCCUUGACCUGGGAUCAGAGAAGAAACUAUCCGGUCGCCUGGAGGACUUUCAGAUAGAAGAUAAGGACGAGGUCGAUCCUGAGAAGGUUGUCAACAUCGCAGAGAAGGUCCCUCCAGCGUCAGGAGGUGUCAGUGUGGGCAUCAACUCUGUCGAGUUCGCUUACCCAGCCAGGCCAGAAGUACAAGUCUUGCACGGAAUGAGCAUUGAUGUGAAGUCAGGCCAAUUCUGCGCUUUGGUAGGCCCAAGUGGUGCAGGGAAAUCAACCAUUAUCGCUCUUCUUGAACGGAUGUACCAUCCCAGCUCAGGCAGCGUACACAUCGAUGGGGUAGACAUUGCCACAAGGGAAGGAUCAAGUUUUCGCGACCAGGUGGCCCUUGUCCCGCAAGACAGCGUUUUGUUCGAGGGUACAGUCCGGUUCAACGUAGCUCUUGGCGUUCGCCCCGGAGAGGAAGCCUCGGAUCGGGAUAUCGAAGAGGCUUGCAAGCUUGCCAAUAUCCACGACACCAUUAUGAACAUGCCGGACGGCUACAACACAGACGUUGGCCCCGGCGGCAGUCAGCUGUCCGGUGGACAGAAACAGAGACUGGCAAUUGCGCGCGCAUUAAUUCGGAAACCUCGAUUGUUGCUCCUGGACGAGUCGACAAGCGCGCUGGAUGCGGAGUCUGAGCAGCUUUUGCAGGCUGGGCUGGAGCGAGCCGCGAGAAACAUCACGGUGAUUGCCAUCGCUCAUCGUCUGCACACCAUUCGCAAAGCAGAUGUGAUUUUCUUAAUCGAGAGCGGCAGAUGCGUGGACAGGGGCACUCAUGACGAGCUCCUGCUACGAAGUGAAAGCUAUCGUGUGAACGCGAUGCAUCAAGCGGUAGACGCAUAG
Messenger RNA from Cyphellophora attinorum, 3957 nucleotides. RefSeq names its product Leptomycin B resistance protein pmd1. Gene Ontology annotation, biological process: transmembrane transport. The transcript has a single exon. The record is from RefSeq and is a predicted model, not a curated record. NCBI's taxonomy places the organism in Eukaryota, Fungi, Ascomycota, Eurotiomycetes, Chaetothyriales, Cyphellophoraceae. Bases 1 to 3957 code for a protein of 1318 amino acids. Gene Ontology annotation, cellular component: membrane. Gene Ontology annotation, molecular function: ATP binding; ABC-type transporter activity; ATP hydrolysis activity.